Penaeus monodon (black tiger shrimp) is the source of this 4528-nucleotide messenger RNA. RefSeq names its product BAI1-associated protein 3-like. The record is from RefSeq and is a predicted model, not a curated record. NCBI's taxonomy places the organism in Eukaryota, Metazoa, Arthropoda, Malacostraca, Decapoda, Penaeidae.
AUGAAUCGCUGCAUUCCCUUGAAACCCAUGCGCUCUCAGACUCAACCAAGAGGACCACCAACUCUACAAACCGAAACGCAGACUUUCGGAAUCAAUACAAUCACCAUUAAAUCAGGAAGUUAUUGGUGUAAUUAUAAGAAUUUCAUGGCGUCUAGCCGUUACAAGGACUGCGAUAUUCUUAGGCACUUAGUAUCCCUGAGGAUUCCAUCAACGCUAGCAGGCUCGUCCUUCUGUCCUAACCGCUCUCAUUACCUACACAAUUCUACUCCUUUGGCUUUCGGUGGGCUACACGUCAACUUCUACUGCUACAUACAUCCCCACUUCAGCAACAAUAACCCUGAAUAUGAUAUUCGAACAGUUGCUCUUUUCACCGCACUUACCGAGGCAGCGCCGCCGAAGGCAUCAUUCCGUCUGACUCUCUCUCUCCCUGUCUCCAGGGUGAGCGAGCAAGACAACGGAUGGCUGGAGCAGUUCACGACCCUGGGGUGGCGCCACAGCGAGGCCCUGCGCACCCUGAAGGCGUCGGGGCGCCAGGGCUCGAGGGACAUCGCCCCGGAGACUCUUGCCUCCAUCAGAAGAAACGAGUUCCGGCCUUCCAAGGUGGAGAUGGAGGCGCUGUACGUGGAGGUACUAUACACGGUGUUCCACAAGGUGGGCGCGCAGCAGGGCGACAAGCGGGAGCACACCGAGGACCUGCCCAGGUACGCGCAGGCCGCCUUCCACAUCGAUCCCCAGGACCACGCCAGGCUGCAGGCCGUGGCGCAGGAGGAGAAGCCCCCAAUCUUAGUGCUAAACCUGGUGGUGGUUGAAGCAGAGAACCUUGAGGCGAAAGACCCUAAUGGUUUCAGCGACCCUUACUGCAUGUUGGGAAUACAGCCGGCCAUGCAGCAGGGCCACCCCGGUUCGCCCCGAGACGUGUACGGGAUCGCCCAGGGGUCACCGCCCCCCGACUCCCCCAGGGUGCGGCAGCAGGUCAGCCUGUCCUCCCGGAGCUCGUGCGAGGCCGAGGGCGAGAACGACCUCGAGCGGAGCGGCAGCUGCGAGAGCCCGAAGCCGUUCAGCAAGGAGAGCCUCAGGAAGCAUCACAGCUUCCGGUUAAGCUUCAAGAGGAAGCCCGCGGAGCCCAAGAAGGAGCGCGUGGAGCACCGGGACUCGCUCAGCAACGCCAUCCCCGCCAAGAUCAUCCGCGCCACGUCCGUCAAGCCGCACACACUCAACCCGCGAUGGAACGAGAAGUUCAGACUAGACAUCGACGACAUCAACUACGACAUCCUUCACUUGGAUAUCUGGGACCACGACGACGAGUCCAGCGUGUUCGACGUGGUGAGCAAGCUGAACGAGGUCAAGGGCGUCAAGGGACUCGGACGAUUCUUCAAGCAGAUCGCGCAGUCGGCUCGCGCGGGAGGCGGCCAGGACGACUUCCUCGGCUGCGUCAACGUGCCUUUGCAGGAUAUUCCAAGCACCGGCCUGGAUAAGUGGUACCCCCUGGAAGGCCGCUCCCUGCGAUCCAACAUCCAGGGCCAAAUCCACCUCAAGAUGUGGCUCUCCACGCGGGAGGACAGAGGCACAUCGGAGGAGGAGGCCUGGGUCGAGGUUCGACAACACGACCAGAUUAUUACCAUCUUUCUGUUGCAUGAACUCGCUAAAUAUAAGGACGACACCAUGUCCUGGGACGGGGAGCUGAGCGCCGCCGCCGAAGCCAUCCUGCACCAGCACGCCAUCCAGGGCGACCUCACGCCCCUCCAGCAGGCCAUCUGCCGCUGGACCGCCGCCGCCCGCACCCACACCCACAAGCCCUUGGACCACCGCGUCCUGCACCGCCUUCUGAUGGCCGUGCACGACCUGUGGGACACCGAGACGCUCAGCAAAGAGGAAGAGGAAAUGCUGGCGGAGUCCUACACCAACUUCCUCGAGCACAGCCUGACGGAGGUCAGACGCCACAGAGACGUCUUCCCGACGCCUUCCAAGACGCACGCCAUCCGCCUCGACGCGCUUCUGAGGUGCCUGGCCUUGCUCGCUGAGAGUCGCUCGUACUGGAAGGUGUGUCCGUUCCACAAGGAGGUGCGAGGCGAGGUCGUGGCGGCCGUCAAAAAAGGAGCCAUCGAAUGGUACGCCCAAGCGACGCUGAGGUACGACAGACAUAGGGAGGCCAGCAUCUCGACGGGCGGCGACGUAGCCCUCGAGUCCUUGGCCAACUUGGCGCUGCACUUGACCCUUGACCUCCAGGCAGGUCACGACUACUACGACCAUGCCUUCGCCUCAACGGCUCUAAAAAUUCCCUACGUUGCCUUGAACUACAAAAUCUUCGAAAAAGUGCUCUCCGAGGACACGCUGAAGGUCCUUACCAUCAUACAGAUGGACGAGGACAUCGAGUCCGAGGUGUGGCGGAUGUGCUCGGUGCUCCGGGACCUCGAGCUCAACAAGGAGGCCCCACACUACUUCCCCCACUGCUCCACGGCGCCCUUCGUCCUCUACCUGGCGCUCGCGGAGUUCUCCAGAUCGACCAGGUGACGCAGAUCCUGGACAGCCAAGACCCUCGGGGCAGCGGAACCACCUACACUGAUCACGUGACCAGCCUGCUCCUGGCCGGCCUCGCCAACCUCGACUCCAAGAUAGCCGGGUCCAUGUCUCCCGUGGCAGACAAGAUGCGCCAGGAACUGCAGAAGGACGUGUUCCACCUAGCAUGGUCCCCGGACUCCCUGCCUGCCGAGGAGGCCGUCCGACCCCUGCUGGAGCGCCUCUACGCCUCCCUGGCCACGUACUCGGCGGCGCUCCUGAAGAACAACCUGGACCGACUCCUGCACCUGCUGUGGCUGGCUGUGCUCAACGCCCUCACCGAGCAGAUUGGGAAGGACACGGACGAAAAACAGGAGGCGUUCUUCGUCCGCCUGUACGACGCCCUACGCCUCCUGAGGGAGUUCUUCCACGCCCACGGCCGCGGCCUUGACAACAACACGCUCAUGGGCGAGGAGUAUUCGUUCCUCGAAAGACAGCUGAGGCUCCACAAGACGCCGACGGACUCCCUGAUCGAGGCCUACCAUCUGGAGCGCCUCCUGGAGCAGGAACGCACGGAGGGCACCGAGUACGGCUCGCUGUUCGUGCGCGUCUACUUCAACCACGACUCGCUAUGCGUGGAGGUGCUGCAGGCCAGGAACGUCAUCCCGCUCGACCCCAAUGGCUUCAGCGACCCCUUCGUGGUGAUUGAGCUGCUUCCGAAGCGGCUGUUCCCGGGCUCGGGGCCGCAGCAGACCAACGUGCACAAGAAGACGCUGCACCCGCUGUUCGACGAAUGCUUCGAGUUCCCCGCCCCCCUCGAGAGCUGCCAGGCGGAGGGCGCCAUGAUCCUCUUCACCCUCAUGGAUCAUGACGUCAUCACCUGUAACGACUUCGGCGGCGAGGCCUUCCUCUCCCUCAACACCAUCCCGGGGGUCGCGUCCUCGGCGUCCGUCGAUAAUUUCCACGGCCUUAAACCCAUCGAGCUCAACCUUAUGUUCCAGAAGGAUCCAGAUAACAUAAUCCUGAAGGUUCUGGAAACCCGGACGAACGACAAGCUGGCGAUGGACUUUGUCAAGAAGCAGAAGGAGCGGAUCGCCAAACCGACUUAGAGCUCUUCACACUCAGUCGCGCCUUUUCAAACACAUUAAUGACAAAAGGGGAGUCACUUCUCAACCUCUUUGUGGCGGAUCAAUAAGCCCUUACAUAAAACAUCCAUGUCAGUCCAACGCGUCUCUUGGAGCCGGGAGGACUUUCUGCCCCCCCCCCCACCUCCCCCCGGCCACGAAGUCAGAGUCAAGGCCUUUGGGUUUCAUGAUCCAGUGGUGGAUCUGAAGGACAAUGGGGUGCCAAUCAUAUUAACAUCUCGAGGAGAAAAGGCUUUUUUUUAUCUCCAAGGCUUGUUAUGCUAAUCCACAAGUUGUUCAAGACUUUCGAGGCUGCCUGAAGAUCUGUUGUGACGUAUGCAAUCUGUUGCUCCGUACAGCCAGCCAGCGCACUCGACACUCAGCAUCGUUUGCUGUGUUUUUAUCACAGUGAAACAACAUCGACCUGUCUCACACAUUCAACAAAAGUAACGUUCUCUUUCUACCUAUACAUUUCACACUCCUCGCUAGAGAAAAACCCUCCAUUUCGGCCAUAAUACAGAAUUAUAGUAACUUAAGACAAUAUGAAUGAAAAUUUCUCAUUCCCUUUUAAUUCCUCAUUCACUUCGUAUGAGGAAGUCCUCAGCGCAGCCUCCUCCCACACAGCUGCCGCGGGGCGCUCGCGAAACAGGCUCCUCGUCUGGCUUCGGCCGACGCUCCCUCCCUGCCUCGCGGGCGAGUCGAAGAUGAGUAAUCACGUCUCAAAGUAGUUAAUCACAGAUUUACGCCCUUUUAUUAUUCUAGCAUAAGUAUAUGAGCAAUGACGAAAAAGUGUAUUUGGAAUGCUUGAGUACAAUACCUGGCUGAUUGCAUGAAUAUCCCCAUCUAUAUGAUUUACUGUAUGCAUACUUGCCUCAUGCAUAAUGCAUAUCUAUCUAUUCAUCUAUAUA